CCCAGGCACGGGGCUGACCAAUGAGGCGCUGCUGUUCCACGAGAAGUGCGGGGCCCUCAUCAAGCUCAGCAAUGGGCACAAAACGGCCGAGCGCAGGCGGCCCCUGGAUGAGUUCAACAACGGCGUGGUGCUCACCAACAGGCCCCUCAGGGAUGGGGAGAUGUUCGAGAUCCGCAUUGACAAACUGGUGGACAAGUGGUCGGGGUCCAUCGAGAUUGGGGUCACCGCCCACAACCCCAACAGCCUUGAGUACCCGGCCACCAUGACCAACCUGCGCUCGGGGACCAUCAUGAUGAGCGGCUGCGGGAUCCUCACCAACGGCAAAGGGACACGCCGGGAAUACUGCGAGUUCAGCCUGGAUGAGCUGCAGGAGGGGGAUCACAUUGGGCUGACCAGGAAGGCCAACAACGCUCUGCACUUCUAUAUUAAUGGCGUCGACCAAGGAGUGGCCACGACGCUGACCCCGCAGGUGGUGUACGGGGUGGUGGACCUGUACGGGAUGGCCGUCAAGGUGACCAUCGUGCACAACCACAACCACAGCGACCGCCUGCGCCGCAACAACGCCAUCCUGCGCGCCCUGUCCCCUGAGGGGACGCCCCGCCGGCCCCCCGGUGCCACCCACCCCUCCCCUGCGCCCCCUGUGCACCCCCCGGCCCCACGCCUGCUCUUCCACCCCAACUGCGGCCAGAAGGCGGCCGUGGUCAACGAGGGCCGGACGGCAUUGCGGCCGCAUGCCACCGAUGACUUCAACCACGGGGUCGUGCUGAGCGCUCGGGCCCUGAGGGACAAUGAGCUGUUCCAGGUGCGCAUUGACAAGAUGGUGGACAAGUGGGCGGGGUCCAUCGAGAUCGGGGUGACCACCCACAACCCGGCCUACCUGCAGCUGCCCUCCACCAUGACCAACCUGCGCUCAGGCACGUGGAUGAUGACGGGGAACGGGGUGAUGCACAACGGCACCACCGUCCUGGAUGAGUAUGGACACAACCUGGACCGACUCAAGGCAGGGGACACGGUGGGCGUGGUGCGCAGGGAUGACGGGACCCUGCACUUCUUCGUCAACGGGGCCCCCCAAGGCCCCGCGGCCUGGAACGUCCCCCCCAACGUCUACGCUGUGGUCGACCUGUACGGGCAGGCGGCUCAGGCCACCAUCGUGGACGAGGGAGAGGUGCCGCCGCUGUCAGGGGAGGGCUCGGACGGUGACAGCCCAGGGGAGUCCCCUGAGGGCUCCUCCCCGGGGGGGUCCCCGAGCGAUCUCCGAUUCCAUCGCCUGCACGGCGCCAAUGCCGUCAUCACCAACGGCGGCAGGACUGCCCUGAGGCAGAACUGCCGCUCCGAGUUCAACGAUGCCAUCGUCAUCUCCAACAGGGCCCUCAGGGACGGGGAGCUGUUUGAGAUCGUCAUCCAGAAGAUGGUGGAUCGCUGGUCGGGGUCCAUCGAGGCUGGUGUCACCGCCAUCCGCCCCGAGGACCUGGAGUUCCCCAACACCAUGACAGACAUCGACUAUGACACCUGGAUGCUCAGUGGCACUGCCAUCAUGCAGGACGGGAACACGAUGCGCAACAACUACGGCUGCGACCUGGACGCGCUGGGAACGGGCGCCCGGAUCGGGAUGAUGCGCACGGGGACGGGGGACCUGCGGUACUUCAUUGACGGGGCCGACCAGGGCGUGGCCUGCUCGGGGCUGCCACCAGAGGUGUAUGCUGUGGUGGAUCUCUAUGGUCAGUGUGUCCAGGUGUCCCUCACUGGGGCCACCGGCCCGACCGACAACAGCCUGGCCCCCGGAGCCCCCCCGGAGAAGGCCUGUCCGCCCCCCUCUCCAGCCCCCGGGCCGUGCCAGCGCUUCCACGGGCGCUGCGGGCAGAACGUGGCUCUGGGGGCUGAGGGCCUGGGGGCCGCGCGCGUGGCCGGCUACUGCCACGGACUCGUCUUCUCCCGCUCCCACCUGCGCCCCGGAGAGCUCUUUGAGGUGCGGAUCGAGGCGCUGGACGAGCGCUGGGCGGGCUCGGUGCGCCUGGGGCUGACGGCACUACCCCCCGGGCAGGGUCCCCCUGGCCCCCCCGCCCUGCCCCCGACGCUGCUCGACCUUCCCGCGCCUCCCACAUGGGUGGUCUCAGGGGCUGAGGUGCGGAGGAAUGGGACCCCCACCCGCCACAACUACGGCGUCUCCCUCGACAGGCUGGCGGUUGGGAACCGCCUGGGGAUCCGGCGUGGGGCCGACGACUCGAUGCACCUUGUAGUGGAUGGGCAGGACAUGGGACCCGCAGCCACGGGUGUGGCCAAGAACGCCUUCGUGGCCCUGGACCUGUACGGCCGUGUCACCGCCGUGUCCAUCGUUAGUGGGGGGGGUGGGGCCGAGCCGGGCCCCUCCCACAGCCCCUCUCCCACGCACAGCCCCUCCCCCACCUGCGCCACCAAUGCCCUCCCCCCCCCUCCCGGCGGGGACGGGGCAGGAGGGGACUGGGGCCCCCCCACGUUCCUGGGGUGCCACGGGAAGAACAUCCUGCUGUCCAAUGGCAACCGAACGGCCUCCAGGGUCUCCAGCUACAACCAGGGGCUGGUGGUCGUGGGGCAGCCCCUCCCUCCCGGCCGCCUCUUCCAGGUGCAGAUCGACGCCCUGAACCCGCAGUGGAGCUCCUCGCUGGCUCUGGGGGUCACGGGGGCCCCCCCGGGGCGCUCCCCCCUCCCUGCCUGUGCCCACGGCCUCAAACGCCCCGCCUGGAUUCUGCAGAGGAGGGGGGUCUUCCACAAUGCCAGGAAGAUCCGGGAGCACUCGGGGCCCAACCUGGAGGCCCUCCCUGCUGGGACCCGCCUGGGGCUGUUGGUGGAUUUGGGGGGGCGGCUCCACCUCUACGUCAACGGCCGCGACCAGGGGGUGGUGGCUGGGGGGGUCCCCACCCCCUGUUACGUCCUACUCGACCUCUACGGGCAGUGCCAGCAGGUGACGAUUGUGUCAGAGGGGGGGGACGGGGGAGGGCCCAGCGGGGACCCCCGGACUCGGGGAGACAUGGAGAAGGCGGAUGUGGUGGAUGGGGUGAAGGAGAGCCUGUGCUGGGCUCCCCCCGCACCCCCACAGCCCUGCCCCUACCAGGCUCUCUGUGCCCGAUUCAAGGACCUGCUGCUGCUGCCCGAUGAGUAUUUUGCCCCCGAGCCCCGGCGCAGCCGCUGCUUCUGCGAGGGCUGUGAGCGGGGUGGGGGCGGGGGGGGUGACCCCCGCGACCCCCGAGAGCCCCCCCUGCCCUUGGGUUGGUGCCGCUUCAGCCUCCGGCCAAAGCCGCGGCUGGAGGCAGGAGGGUGGCAGAAGUGGCCUCGGGCGUAUCACGGCACCAGCGCGGGGGUCGUUCGGCGCAGCCUCGACCGGGGGGAGCUCGUACCAGGUCCCUGGUCCCUCCUCAGUGCCCCCCCCAAGGCAGAGCCUCCCAGCCCCGCCCACCCGCGCUCAGGCUCCGCCCCCGGUGCUGGGCCCCGCCCCCCGGGCCCUGCUCCCCUUGUGUUGUCACCAGCCCUGGGCUACGCCGCCCUGGAGCCCUUCGCCAAGAGGGUCCAGUUCCGGGAGCCAGGCUGGCCUCGUGCCCGGGGGGCUCAGGUGGCCUUCGAGGUUUGGGUCCGUCCAGGGUCAUUCCGGGCUGGCCCCCCUUCCCUGCGCCCCCCCCCGUCCCUGGAUCCCCCUGAGGGGCUGGACCCCACCCAGCUCGAGUGGGUCACCAAGGAGCCUGGGGCCACCGUUCUGGCUGGGCUGCUUGUCCGCGUCGACUGAGGGCUGGGGGGGGCUCCCC
Empidonax traillii (willow flycatcher) is the source of this 3773-nucleotide messenger RNA. It is a transcript of the gene NEURL4, whose product is annotated as neuralized E3 ubiquitin protein ligase 4. The record is from RefSeq and is a predicted model, not a curated record. Gene Ontology annotation, molecular function: ubiquitin protein ligase activity. The coding region runs from base 161 to 3754 and encodes 1197 amino acids. The transcript is spliced from 26 exons. Lineage: Eukaryota; Metazoa; Chordata; Aves; Passeriformes; Tyrannidae.